AUGAGUGAUGACGGUCGAUUUUUGGCUUUGGUCUUCGCGCUUCGUGACACGGCCGGUUCCGCCCCGUUGCCUCUUUCCAAUAUGGAAUUUCAAACUAAAUCUGAAUACAUCAAACCCAAGUUACCUAAUACAAACUACUACACAUCUGUGGUCACCAAGCCUAGUGAAGCAAGAGCUGUGAAAGAAUCCUGUGUGUCAGAACGAAGUAUCAGCCAAACUAUAGUCCGAUUGUAUGAUAUGAAGCAUUCCGGAUCGGGUACCGGACUUCGGUCACAAAUAUCCUUGUUGGGUGAGAGCAUAUUUCAAAUGAAUAACAAAUACGGGUUGUUUACCCUGAGACCGGAUCAUGCAAGUGAUUCGCGUCUACAACCUUUGGAUUCUUUGUCGGAAAAUAAGAGCUCCGGUAUAACGGACAGGGUCGACCAAAACAGAUCGAAAUCCAUCCUGUCACGGUACUCGAAUGAGACGGGAGAGUUUCUCAGCUAUGCCUAUCUCGACCAUCCUGUCAUUGAAGGAUCUUGUUUGGUCGGCGACAGUGAAUAUCUGUUAGUUUGUUGUGGCGGUUCGGGCAAAUGGCUACGUCUGCUUGCAGCACCAUCCUUCAAUAGAGUUGUUCAUGAAUUAGAUAUAGAGAAACAAUUGAAAGAACACGAUGAUUACGCUCGAAUAGCAAAAGUUCAACGUCUGUUCGCGUGUGCACAGCAACCAAAAAUAGCAGUUCUACAAUAUGUUUGGUCCGAACAUGAUCAAACCCGAUGGAUUGCCACAUUUAAUCUGGCAUCAGAAGCAAACACCGAUCCCUUGAUAACUCAGUUCAGCAAUCUGGACAGUUUGCUUGAUGUCACACCUGACGGACGUUUUGCGAUUGAUUCGAAUCUCAGACUAUUCCAAUUGCAGAGUGGAGCACAAAUUGGGGCACUAAAUCGAUCGGGACUAAUUGUCGGUCUACCGGAAGAACCGGUCGUGCACUGUGCUAAACUAACACCGGACGGAACAAACAUCGUAGCCGUCGUAUGGUCUCCCACUUCUGGCCAAUUAAUGCUUCUGAUUUUCAGCAAUCGUUCAACUUUGUAUUUUCCAGUGGUAGGUGAAGCACUUCUCACACCGAUGGACACGAAUCGAUCUGCAUCGGAAUCCGAUACGCUUUCUUCUUUACAACCCUUGGUUCGUCUUGAGAUGGGUCAGCAAGGUCGAUUGAUUGUUGUUUUCCUGGAUCACUGUAACCAAUUCAAAGUAUUCGCACUGCGUGAUUUGCGAUCCAUGUCAAGCACACCAACCUACACGACAGCAGCCGAUCGGAUUCGGAGCAUUCAACCGUGUGUGAAACCAAAAUCGGACAGUCGUGAUGCAUAUCGGGCCGCGAAAGAGUUUGAUGAUCUAUUCGAACGUUUAAAUGAAUCGAUGAAAUUAUUUGGAGAUGAAGAAGACAAUGAGGAUCUGAUUGAAGCUUGA
Echinostoma caproni is the source of this 1452-nucleotide messenger RNA. The record is from the annotation of a GenBank genome assembly. Lineage: Eukaryota; Metazoa; Platyhelminthes; Trematoda; Plagiorchiida; Echinostomatidae.